CUCCAUGCCUUUCCUUCUCUAGCUCUCUUAUAGUCUCUCUUUCUCUUCUAUAUAUACAUAAAAAAAGCAUUAUCAUUACCAUUAUUAUUAUCAGGGAGAUAAAAGAAAGGGAAAAGCAAAGCUAAGUUACACUAAAUCACACAACACAGAAAAGAACAUGGGUAGAGCUCCUUGCUGUGACAAAGCCAACGUGAAAAGAGGUCCAUGGUCGCCCGAGGAAGAUGCCAAGCUCAAGGCUUAUAUUGAGCAGAAUGGCACCGGAGGCAACUGGAUAGCUUUGCCUCAGAAGAUAGGCCUUAAAAGAUGUGGCAAGAGCUGCCGACUUCGAUGGCUAAAUUAUCUUCGGCCUAAUAUCAAGCAUGGAGGCUUCUCAGAGGAGGAAGAUAACAUCAUUUGCAGCCUCUAUAUAAGUAUUGGAAGCAGGUGGUCCAUUAUUGCUGCUCAGUUGCCUGGAAGAACUGAUAAUGAUAUCAAGAACUAUUGGAACACAAGGCUCAAGAAGAAGCUUCUAGGCAAGCAGCGCAAAGAACAAGCAGCCCGGCGAGCUACUCUCAGGCAAGAGAUAAAUAGGGAAAGCCAGAGUGUUAUGGCUCCUGGGGGGGUCUUGAAUCAACAGACCCCUAAUUAUUACUGGCCUGAGCUUCCAUCAGUAAACAUGCCAGCGAUGAAUCCAAGCCAAGAUUCUCAUUUCUGGGAUCAAGAAUCCCUUAGAAGCUUGCUGAUCAAGCUAGGCGAAAGAUUUUCUGAUGAUCAGCAAGAAUUAAACAUCGCCACUGUUUGCCCUCUUGAUGGUUCGUGCACGAGUACUCGAGAUCAGCCAUAUUCAAGCUCAAUGAAUGUGUUUUCUUCUUCGGGGGCGUCAAUGAAUUCCACAGAUAGCCCUUGCUCUCAAUUGCCUAACACCAAUUAUGCUGUGAAUGGAGCAGUUGGUCCAAGUACCUAUCAAGGACUUGACGGGUUCCCUGUUGAACCGCAUGAAUUGAUGUAUGGCAACCAGCAACAAUUAGAAGGUCUGGAGAGUUUGUAUGGAAUAAUGGAGAUGGCCAAUGGCACAAAUGGGGCUCUUAGUUCUGGGGAAAGCACCAUCUGGGGAAAUGUAAGCUCUCUGGCUUAUCCUCAACUUGUUUCUGGGCUUGAAACUUGCUUACAAAGCCUGCCACAAAAUCAUUCAUCCUUUGAAGUUUCGAGUUACUUUGGGCAACAAUAACAGUAGUGCGGCAGCAGUAUACGGGUGGUGUAAAUUACUUAAUUUGCUUUAGAUGGAAAUUUGGUGUUGGUAAUUCAUAAAAUCAUCAAGAAUUUACUCAAGAGAUUUGUUAAUUUCCUUCUGCUGCUUUCACUUUCAUUAAUGUUGACCUUCUUCCCGUUCGUCUCUUCCCCUCCAUUCAUAAGUUUUUGGAUCUUUCUUGACCAAAAUGGUUUGGACUAGCUAGAUUAAUUGCUUCUGUUUGAUUUUGAAUGGGAAUCUUAAGAUUUUAGGUUCUUAAAUUUGCGCUUGGGUCCAUUUCUUUUGGCAUCUGAAGUAUAGUAGUCAGGUUCUUUUAUUCACUGAUCAAUAAUGUACUGAAGCAACUGUACCAUCUAAUUUCUUAAUUGCAGUAGUGAAUACAAAAAAGUAAAACUCUUUCUUU
This is a messenger RNA of Hevea brasiliensis (rubber tree), 1631 nucleotides long. RefSeq names its product transcription factor RAX3-like. NCBI's taxonomy places the organism in Eukaryota, Viridiplantae, Streptophyta, Magnoliopsida, Malpighiales, Euphorbiaceae. Bases 158 to 1207 code for a protein of 349 amino acids. The record is from RefSeq and is a predicted model, not a curated record. The transcript has 3 exons.